Molecule: messenger RNA, 3227 nt
Organism: Rubroshorea leprosula
Lineage: Eukaryota; Viridiplantae; Streptophyta; Magnoliopsida; Malvales; Dipterocarpaceae
Source: the annotation of a GenBank genome assembly
CCCAAAAUCUUGCAACUUUCUGCACAUAAUCAAUAGUCUUCCAUUAUUUUCAAUUCUGUAACCUGAAUCCAUGGCCACGGUUUCCAUCGAUCCUCUGCUUCAGAAUCCUCGGCUGUUAUCUUGCCCGACUCCUGCAGCCAAGGUGUUGUUGACGAUAUCUUGUUCCUUCACUAGCUCAGUUAACUCUCGGAAUCGGAAGCAGCUGCUGCCUCGUCUCGUUGUUAGCUCCUGCAACUUCAAGUCUCGCCGGAGGAUUCACGCUGUCAGAGCCAGCUCCAGUUCCGUUGACGCGGCUCUCAUUGAAACCUUCGAGUCCGCCACGGACAUCUUCUAUAAGGAGACUUUUCCCGUUAAGCGUACUGAAAAGUUGGAGGGAAAGAUCUUCAUCAGGUUAGAUCAAGCCAAGGAUCAGAAGAAUUGGGAGCUUACAGUAGGAUGUAGUCUUCCAGGAAAAUGGAUUCUUCAUUGGGGAGUUUCUUACAUUGGUGACCAGGGGAGUGAAUGGGAUCAGCCUCCUAAAGGCAUGAGACCCCCUGGUUCAGUUCCUAUCAAAGACUAUGCAAUAGAGACUCCCUUGAAGAAAGCAUCUAAAGGAUCUACAUUUCAUGAAGUGAAGAUUGAUUUUAAUCCCAGCAGUGCAAUUGCAGCUAUACAUUUUGUUUUAAAGGAUGAAGAAACUGGAGCUUGGUAUCAGCACAGAGGCAGAGAUUUUAAGGUGGCUCUUGUGGACUAUCUUGAGGAUGAUGGCAAUAUGGUUGGAUCAAAGAGGGGUUUUGGUAUAUGGUCAGGUGCUUUGGGACAGCUUUCUAGCAUGAUUCUCAAAUCAGAGGAAUCAGAUUCUAAUGGUCAAGACAACAGCAGUGAAUGCAUACCUCCCAAAAAGGAUAAUAGGCAACUUGAAGGAUUCUAUGAGGAGCAGCAUGUUACAAAAGAAGUAGCUUUUGGCAACUUAGUGAGUGUUGCUGUUAGGAAGUGUCCAGAGACAGCUAAGAAUAUUCUGUAUAUAGACACUGAUGUACCAGGAGAUGUCAUUCUUCACUGGGGAGUCUGUAGAGAUGAUGCUAAAAUAUGGGAAAUUCCAUCUGGCCCACAGCCACCGGAAACAACUCAAUUCAAGAAUAAGGCGUUGCGGACUCUAUUGCAAGCCAAAGUAAAUGGAAAUGGGUCACAGGGAAUAUUCACUAUAGAUCAAGAAUUUGUGGGAUUUUUAUUUGUUGUCAAGUUGAAUGACAAUACUUGGUUGAAAUUCCAGGGAAAUGACUUCUACAUUCCCCUUUCUCAAUUUAGUAGUGUUCAAGACCAACAAGAUCAAACUGACAAUUCAAGGAUAUCUGAAAAGACUGCAGAAGCAAAUGGAGAUCCUUCUCCUAAAGUAUACACAGAUGGAAUCAUAAGUGAGAUUAGAAACUUGGUUACAGGCCUUUCCUCUGAACAUGGUCAGAAGACAAAAACAAAAGAAGCACAGGAGAGCAUUCUUCAGGAAAUUGAAAAGCUUGCUGCCGAAGCCUAUAGCAUAUUCAGAAGCUCUGUUCCAACCUUUUCAGAGGAAGCUGUUUUGGAAGCCGAGAAACCAAUAACGCCUGCUCAAAUAUGCCCUGGAACAGGCACAGGGUUUGAAAUAUUGUGCCAAGGUUUCAACUGGGAAUCCCAUAAAUCUGGGAGAUGGUACAAGGAGAUCAAAGACAAAGCAGCUGAAAUUUCUUCCCUUGGAUUCACUGUCAUUUGGUUACCACCACCUACAGAGUCUGUGUCACCUGAAGGGUAUAUGCCAAAGGAUUUGUAUAACUUGAAUUCCAGGUAUGGAACUAUUGAUGAGUUGAAGGAGCUCGUGGGAACACUCCACAAAGUUGGGUUAAAAGUUUUGGGAGAUGUUGUUUUGAACCAUCGCUGUGCACACUAUCAGAAUCAAAAUGGUGUGUGGAAUAUUUUUGGUGGCCGCUUAAAUUGGGAUGAUCGGGCUAUAGUGGCAGAUGAUCCUCAUUUUCAGGGCAGGGGCAACAAGAGUAGUGGAGAUAAUUUCCAUGCUGCUCCCAACAUUGAUCAUUCACAAGACUUUGUGAGGAAGGAUAUCAAAGAGUGGUUGCACUGGCUGAGAGAUGAAAUUGGCUAUGAUGGAUGGAGGCUUGAUUUUGUCAGAGGAUUUUGGGGUGGUUAUGUUAAGGACUACUUGGAUGCAAGUAAACCUUACUUUGCUGUAGGUGAGUUUUGGGAUUCGCUCAGUUAUACAUAUGGUGAAAUGGACUACAACCAAGAUGCACAUCGACAGAGAAUUGUUGACUGGCUUAAUGCAACUAAUGGAACUGCUGGUGCAUUUGAUGUCACAACGAAAGGGAUUCUUCAUGCAGUGCUAGAAAGAUGUGAAUAUUGGAGACUGUCAGAUCCAAAAGGAAAGCCUCCUGGGGUUGUUGGAUGGUGGCCUUCUCGUGCUGUUACCUUCAUAGAAAAUCAUGACACUGGUUCUACCCAGGGUCAUUGGAGGUUUCCACGUGAGAAGGAAAUGCAAGGAUAUGCAUAUAUCUUGACUCAUCCAGGAACACCUGCAGUGUUCUUUGACCACCUUUUUUCUCAUUAUCGAUCUGAGAUAGCUGCUCUUAUUUCUCUCAGAAACCGAAACAAAAUCCAUUGCCGGAGUCCAGUUAAAAUUGUCAAGGCGGAAAGGGAUGUAUACGCGGCCAUCAUCGAUGAAAAGGUUGCAAUGAAGAUUGGACCAGGGCAUUUUGAACCCCAGAACGGACCUCAAAAAUGGGCUCCAGCGAUUGAGGGAAGGGAUUACAAGGCUUGGGAAGCAUGCUAAGCUAUUUAUCAAAAUCAUUAUGUUGCUGAAUUUAUAUAUUCUAUACAAACCUUCACCACAGAGUUCUCAUUACUGUAUCUUAAAGCUCAUUGAAGAGAACCAAACCAGCGUAGUACUUGUUGCUGGUAUAUGUUACGGCUGUACCAUUCUUGUAUAACAGUUUUUUUUGUCAGAUGAUAUUCAUCCAGAUAACUUGACUGAGGCCAGGGGGUGGUGGAUGCACUGAAAUACAACAUUGCACCUGGGACCGGCAUAUACCAUAUACCAUAUUAUUUACUAUUUUUUUACACCAUUACAAUAAGUUAUCUUCUGAAUAAAAAUUAUGGGAUAGCAUUGAUACGUUGUUUUAACAAUUGCGUUUUUUGCAAGAAAACUGUAGACUAGAACAAUUGUAUGUAAUAUUGCAUUCUUAUUAUAAAGAAUAAAUUGAACA